Messenger RNA from Limulus polyphemus (Atlantic horseshoe crab), 7266 nucleotides. Its product is annotated as histone-lysine N-methyltransferase EHMT2-like. Gene Ontology annotation, cellular component: nucleus. The record is from RefSeq and is a predicted model, not a curated record. Bases 1064 to 5359 code for a protein of 1431 amino acids. NCBI's taxonomy places the organism in Eukaryota, Metazoa, Arthropoda, Merostomata, Xiphosura, Limulidae. Gene Ontology annotation, molecular function: histone methyltransferase activity; p53 binding; protein-lysine N-methyltransferase activity. The transcript has 26 exons.
AUAUUUAUUUCAACAGGAUUCCUAUAGAAUCCACUUAUAUCAAUAAGAUUGGUUGGUAAAUGUGAUCCACUUCCUAUAUCUACGAUAGACCGUCACGUAUCACGCAAGUAGGUCCAGGAUUUCAAGAACCAAGUCUUGGCGUAAGCAUACGUGUUUUAGACUAUAAGGUUGUUUUCAAUAUGGCAACCGUUGAGAUAUUUUCGCGGGAGAAAUUUCUAUUCUGAUGAUAUUCACACUAAAUGAGCAUUCAACACAGUAGUAUGAAAGAGGAUCAGAACAUUACAGAGGUGUUUAUAGAGGCUGGAUCAUUUUUCCAAAGUGAUGUAUGCCUUUACCAGCUUCAACAAUAAAUCAGUGAAGAUUUACUUUCUGAAGAAGAAAUCCUUUCAGAUGUCAAGAAUGUUUUACUCAGUGAAGUUCAAUUCACAGAUAGACUUUCUAAAUACAGACCUUCUCUCUUAAUAUUCACUUUUCAAGAGGAAAGAUAGUAAUAAAUAAGAUUGGUGUCUUAAUCAUAUGCUAUUGAAUAGCAAGUUAAAAUCAGAAUUGAUCAACAAAAGUAAAAAUAAAUUGACUAUUCUACUUGAAAAACAAAAGAUUCAAAAUUUUUAUUGUAAUUUAAAUAAAGUAUCUAAAGCUGCUAGUUAAUGAUCAAAGCAAAUCUCGGGCAAAAAUACUGAUACAAUUUACUAGUAGCAAAAAAUUCCAAAAUUAUAAGAACAUCUUGCUGUGAUCCUGUAAUAUUACAAAAGGAAUAUUGCAUUCAUAGACACCCAAAUGAAUUACAAAAACAAAAGAUCUCAAAUAUAGCGUAUUUGAAAAAUCAGAGGCACAAUAACAUAAUGGCAAAGAAUAUUAAAAACAGUGUCUUAUUUAGAUAAAAAAUCUUUUAAUGAAAUAAUUCACCAUAUUAAUAUUAUCAACUUAAAACUUCUGUGUUUGAUUUAUGUGAAAAUAAUGAUAAAAUAGACAAUAUUAAAGACAUUUUCAAAUUGCUGGCUCACAUUUUAGGAAGAAAGUUCAUUUUGAUGUGUAUUUCAAGACCUUGUUAAAGUUAGAAGAAAUGAAUCCAUCUGUAGAAAAAAAAGCUUCUCCUGGACUGAGUAAAGAAAAAUCUUAUUUUGACGACUUUCCUAAAACUUCCAAAAAAAGCUUGGGAAGAUUGUACGGUUCUAUUACUAAAGAAAAACAUUUGGUUGAUAAAACAUGCAGUCAAACUGGUGGUACUCCAAUGAAAGACAGUAUAAGAAAUGUUAAAAAGACUACCACUGAACUACAGAAAGAGCACAUCAAAGCUUCCAUUGAAAAAGAAGAUUCAUCUACAUCCAAUUCCUUCACUGUUCAAAAUAAACCAAAGACUCCUAUCUUUACUAAUCAAAAACAAGAAGGAAGAGCUAAGAUGAGUGCACCUUCAAAAGGUGACCAUAUUCAGAAUCAAGCAUUGUUAAAACUGGCUGUGAGUCCUGCAGGGAUGAUUCGACAAACUUCACAUGAAACGAGACCCAUUUCUGCUAGCCUACCUGUUUCUAAUAUGACUGGUUUGAAAAAUAUUCUCAAUUCAUUUAUGAAAACUUCAAUAAGUCAGGUAUUAAGAAGUAAAAUUGAUUCUCAGUCAGAAACCAAAUCUGAAAGCAGUGAUAAUUCCUUGACUCAAGUGAGUGAGCUUUUAGAAAAAAGUGACUUAAAAGGUAAAAUUGGAAUAACAGAAAAUAUGAAUGAAGAUGAGGAAAAAGACACAAAUGUGAUGGAACAUCCUUGUAAAGAUAUUGAACAAGACGCAGCUUCUGAUAACACUAGUGAAGAUCAUCUUAAAGAGAAUAAGAAAAUUGCAGAUACAAGUAGAAUAGAAUCACUUUGCACUCAAGUAAAUAGCCAGCCAACUAAAAGUCAAAAUAUUGGUACAGUUUCUUCAACUCCAAAAUCUCCAGUUCUACCACAAUCAUCAACAGUUCCAGUAAUCCCUGGUGUUUUACAAAAUACUGUUCUAACCAGACAGCAAGUAGCUUUUAAAGUUAUGAUGGGGAAAAAGAAGAAAAAAUCAAAACAUUUCAGGGGAGCUACGUAUGAUCUCUAUUUGAGUAAAAGAAAGAAGAAAAACAAAGACAGACCAGGGGAACUUUCUCAACAAAAAGAUGAUAUUUCUAGUAUAGCUGGUACAGAAACAAGUAGCUGUAUUGAUUCUGAAGAAGAGGACAGUGAGACAAGUGAAGGAUUUAGAACCUCCUCAGAAGUAUCUUUGCAAGAUGAUGAAUCUGAUUACGGUCAUAUAUCAUCUGGAAGACAAAGUACUGAAACUCAUAAUUGUGAUGAAUCUUUACCACUAACAUCAGAAAUAAAGAAGCAAAAACCCGUUGGGUUGAAUGUAAUAGACUCACAACAACAAAAAAACUCUGAAAGCAGGCCAAAAGACUGUAAAAUGUUUGAGGAUGAAGUCAGUAACAAUGACAAAUCAGAGGUUUUGGAUGAACCUUCAAAUCUUAUUUCCUCAAAUUGCCUUCACGUAGAAAGGGCUGAAGAAAUGGAAGUGGUCAAAGAAAAUUCUAUUUCCACUAAUGCUGACACUAAAGAAGAUGCUGCACUUCUACCAACAGAAGAGCCAGCUGUACCUGAGCCAUCUCAGCCAUCAGAUCUAGCAGUUGAUAAGAACUUUAAAAAAGCUGAAGAACCUCCUGUAGUUGAGGAAACUUCUUCAAAAGAUAACCUCAUGGAAGAUGAUGGGAUUAUUGAAGCUGAUUCUUAUGUAUCACUUGAUACAAAGUCUACUAUGUCUAGCAUAGCUUCAAGUGUGAAAAGUAGGCAGAGGGUAAAACGUCAUCUGCUAAAUGACCACAAUGAAGUGGAUUCAUUGGGUUUAUCAUCAUCUGUCUCCAUUGGCUCAGAUGGAAUUGGACAAAAAAAAGCCAAAAAAGCUUUUCAUGGACCCUGUGGUCCAACUGUUGUUCUUUCAAGUCCUGUUGAAGAAGGAAACCCUGGACUUCUACCUCACAUUGAAAUUGUGGUUGACAGCAAACUUCCAUUGAUGUCUAGAUGCACUUGUCAAGGGGCUCCUUUAGAUCCUAAAGCUACACAGAUAACUGAAGCUAAGAUAUUUUGUCAGGCCAUAGAUUCCAUCAGUGGCAGGCUUGUUGGUUGUUGUAAUUCUGUAACUUGCCACCAACUUGUACGCCCUUCUGUAAAAAUACCUUUUACCACCAUGUGUGAGGUUCAUUUGUGGCGACUUGCUCAACAUCACUGUUGUCCCAGUUGUGGCGUCUUUUGUACUCAGGGUGAUUUUUUGCAGUGCAUCACAACCAACAAAGGAAAGAAGCAAAUACAUCUCUUUCAUAAAAAGUGUAAAACAAUACAAGGUAAUUCAGAAGUUCCUCAGUGUCCACAUUGUGGUCGGGCUUCACUGAAGUCAAUUCGUCUGGAAUUGAAUACUCCCACACCUCCCAUUUUCUAUCUUAGUCAGAAGCCAUUAUUCACAGUACCCAAAGCAAAGAUGGCAUUUUCAAGACAAUUAGAAAUAAAGCGGAAAGGAGAAGAAGAAGAAGAGGCAAUUUCAUCAAGAUCAUUCAUGGUUCCAGAAACUGGAAAAAUUUUGUCAUCUGCUGGGUUACCCCUUGGGCCAGAUAGAGCUCAGUUAGAGGCACUUCUGAUUGCUUUAGCAAGUGAUAAGCUACAGAAUGUGAGGUAUACCAUCAAAAGUUUUUAUGCCCCAGCUAAAACAGGCAACAUUGACAAAAUUCUUCAGCUCAUUGCACUGGGUUUUGACCCUAAUUACAAAUUUGAGGAACAUGAGAAUGAAACUCCCCUUCAUGCAGCAUCUAGUGCUGGACAUUUGGUUGUUGUGCACCUUUUAGUUCAGGCAGGUGCUGUUCUUGAUCACUUGACCAAUAAACUGUAUACACCACUAAUGUAUGCAGUAGAGUGUAAUCAAGUUCCAGUUGUUGAAUAUCUUAUUAAAGCAGGAACUCAGCUGGAUGCCAGGGGAGAAGAUGGAAUGACAGCUCUUCAUUUGGCUGCUAGAUGCGGCAGUGUGGAAAUAUGUGAAAUGUUAUUGGACACGGGGAGAAUUAAUGUCAAUAUUCAGGAUGACGGAGGUUGGACUCCAGUCAUUUGGGCAACAGAACACAGCAAACCUGUAGUUGUAAGGUUGCUAGUAGAUCAGGGAGCAGACCCCAACUUAAAGGAUAAUGAAGAAAAUACAGCUCUCCAUUGGUCAGCUUUUUCUGGGUGUUUGGAGGUUUCUCAGUUGUUUCUUGAUAUAGGCUGUGACUUAGGAGCUUUAAAUGAACAUGGAGAUACACCUUUACACAUAGCAUCCCGAAGAGAUAACUAUGACUCUGUGGUCCUAUUCCUUGCAAGAGGAGCAGACAUUGAAGCACUAAACAAAGGAAAUGAGUUACCAAUUGAAUGUUGUCUAAAUAAAAAUUCUCCUACAUGGAUGGUUUUAAAAAUGAACCAAGAAUUGAAAAGAGUAACUGCCAGCAAAUUGCAUCAAGCCGACAGAAUUCUUGAAAGGGACAUCACACGAGGCAAGGAGCGAAAUCCAAUCCAGUGUGUAAAUGGACUAGACACUGAAGGAGAACUGGAAGACUUCCUGUAUAUAGUUGAAAACUGUGAAACAUCUCCCAUCAAUAUUGACAGAACUAUCACAUCUUUACAGAGCUGUAGAUGUACAGAUGACUGCACAUCACCUAGCUGUACCUGUGCCACCAUAAGCUUUAAAUGCUGGUAUAACAGGGAAGGACAUAUUCUACCAGAGUUCAAUAUGUUAGACCCUCCCAUGAUAUUCGAGUGUAACAGAGCCUGUUUGUGUUGGAAAAACUGUAACAACAGAGUAAUGCAGAAUGGAAUCACUUGUCGCCUACAAGUGUUUCGCACCAAAGGGAAAGGUUGGGGUGUAAGAACUUUGAAAGAAAUUCACAGAGGGAGCUUUGUAUGCGAAUACAUAGGAGAAAUCAUUUCUGAUUCUGAAGCAGACCAGCGAGAAGAUGAUUCAUACCUCUUUGAUUUGGAUAAUAGAGAUGGUGAAACAUUUUGUCUAGAUGCACGUUACUAUGGAAACAUUAGUCGGUUUAUCAAUCACUUGUGUGAACCAAACUUGGUACCUGUGAAAGUGUUUGUUGAUCAUCAGGACUUGAGCUUUCCUCGCAUUGCAUUUUUUAGUUCUCGUGAUAUCAAACCCCAUGAGGAAUUAGGUUUUGAUUAUGGUGAGAAAUUCUGGGUGAUAAAGUACAAGAACUUUACUUGUGGCUGUGGAUCACCAAAAUGUAGGUAUUCCAAAGAAACUAUACACACAACACUAGAAAAUUAUUAUCGUAGACUAAAAGAAGAACAGGGGGACGAAAUUGUCAGAUCACUUCCCCAACAGUGAGGUUUCCUCAUAUUUAUAGCAUAUUUUGAGGAUAAACAAUGCUUUUCCUUUCUAUUGUGAAACAACCCAUCUGUAAUAAUUACUGGUUGAAGCAGUAAAUUCUGUCAGUUUUGAAGUGACAAAGAAAGAAGUGAUAAGUGUAUAUUUUAAGAAGGAUGUGGUGUGACAUUUGUAAGAGAUUUUGAUGAAAAAUAAUAGUAGCACGUGUUAAGAUAUGGCAAACAUCCACUGUAAGAUCUUCAUAUUACAAAAUGUGCAAAUGUCUACUGUCAAGAUGUCCUUGUUGCAAACAUCUACUGUUAAGAUGUCCUUGGUACAAACUCUAAUCAUCUACAGUUAAGAAGUUCUUGUUGCAAACAGUGCAAACAUCUAUUGUUAAGAUGUUCUUGUUACAAACUCUAAGCAUCUAUUUGCAAAGAUUUCUGUUACAAACUGUGCAUCAUAUAUUAUCAAGGUAGACAGUGCAAACAUCUACUGUUAAGAUGUCCACGUUACAAGCAACAAGCAACAGAAUUUGAUGGUUUCUGAAUCACUUAUCAAUUGGAAUGUUUUAUGAUAAUUUCUAACUUGUGACAUUUAGUUUUGAUGCGUUUAGGUGAAAGAAAGCAUCACAGGUACUUGAUUUUCCUUUGGUAUGUUAAUUUUAGAUGAAUGAUUAUUUCUUUUAAUUGUAAAUAUUUUUUUUGUUCUUUUUUCUGGUUUCCCAUAAGUUUGUACAACUUGCCCAAAUAUGGUGUCUUUACUACUUUUUUAUAAUUUUCAUAAGCACUUAUCUAAUAAUUUAUUUUUUUGAAUAUGUUUCUUCCCCUUAAGUCACACAGACAUAUGCUGUAAUGUUAAUUAAAGCUAUUAUAUUAAUAUGUUGUUUUUGUUAAAAUAAUAAUGUGAUUAAGCUAUAUUGAAAGACAGAGAAAGAACACUUGAUGGAUAAUUGUGUUCAACAACAAACAAAUGAUUUAUACUGUGGAUCUUUUACCUUGAUAUUUUAAUUUUAAAAAGAACUGUACUAAGUUAAAUUACUUACGAUCCAGGGGACUUUGAAUUUUGAAACAAUUUCACAAUUUACUAAGAGUUGACAAUUAAUUACUAAGAAAAUAAAAGUUUUAAAAUUUUAUUUGGAAUACAAAACCUUAAAGAUGGCUUCUUUAUGCUGUCAUAUCUACAUAAAAGGUAGCAAAUUUUAGAAAUAUAAAGCAAGUUAAUCAACUAUUUAAAAAAAUGCCAUCUCUCACCCACCCAUCCAUCAUAAGAUGAAGCUAUUCUGCAAAGCAUAUUUAGAAAAUUAAAAAUGAAAUAGAAGUUGAGGGUAAAAUUUACAUUUCUGCAAGAAGAAUUUUGAUAUUUGGGAAAAUGUUAUUUCAGUUGUGUUAUGUAAUUGAAAUAUCAAAUUAUUGAAAUGGUGAAUCAUGUUAUGAAACAUAUUAGAUAUGUUAUCUUGUUGAAUUUGGCAUACAUAGUCUAAUUUUUUUCCACUGACUCUUAACUUGUAUGAGAUAAAAUGUUAAAUUGCUCAUACUUGCUUCUUAUAUAUUUUUUUUCUGACUGGGAUCAGCUGAAAUUAUAAGUUGGUCACACUUUCUGUUAAGAAUAAAAAAAAAAUUAAAUGCUUUAAGAAUUUUGUUGUUUUUUUUCCCCCAAAUUUGUUUAAUGAAAAAAAAUUGCUGUUCUUAUAUGUAUACUGUGAAUCAGAGUAUAUUGUUGGGUUAAUACAAAGUUAACUAAAACAUUGUUAUUGAAAUACAUUUCUUGUUGGUUUGUAUGGUUAUUUAUCCAAUGAUAUAUAUAUUAAAACUUCCAGCAAAUAGGUUGAACUUACAUUCACUGGUUUAUCAAAGAAACUUAUUUCUUGUGAUUGUAUCUGAGAUUAACAAAAACAAGAAGCAGUAAUAAAUAUAUUUUAAUGACUG